AUGUUUAUUAGGCCAAAGCUAAGCUAUAGAACUCUGCUGCAUCCUUUGAAGCGCUGCAUUGGAAAAUUAAAAAGACCCAGACCUAAUUGGAUUAUGGGCAUCUUACUAGUGUACACAAUUAUGUCUCUCAUGAUAGUCAAGGUCGCGUCGACAGCAGCAUUAUAUCAGCAGCAACAGCAACAAAAUCAGCAACAGCAAUUAGUCAACAACCCCUUUGUGACAGCUUCAGGUGACGAGGCAGUGGAGGCGGAGACAACGCCAGAAGUCAGCGUUGAAAGUGACAAUACUAGCUACAGUUCGGUGCACGAAGCGGAACGCAGUAACAUUGACAAGAUGCGUGCCAAGUUACAGCAGCUACAGCACGAGCAGCAGCAACAAUAUCGCCAGCAACAGUUGCAGAUGCAGCAGCAACAACUGCAACAGCUGCAACAAAUACAACACGCGACUGGCGGCGAAACUGCAUACUUAUUGGAGCGUGCCGACGACACUGCGCGCGAGCAGCCCAUUUACGGAACAUGGCGCACGAAAGCGAGACGACCCCAGCCCCUAGUUGCUGGAGGAGCUGCAGAAGAAGCACACUUCUAUGAACGGCUGCCUAAGCGCUCGGCGACAAUGACACCGCUAAAAGACAUCCUGCGCGAUCAGUUGCCACGCCCUCCACGCCUUUUGUCGACACAGCGACCAGCUUCGACGGCGUUGCUUCGACGUCAGUACUCGGAAUCAGCGGGCAGCCUGGCGCUUCGAGACGACCCAAAGCCAAAGCCCUUCCACUUUCCGUACGACGGUCCGUUGCCGGAGCAAUUCAAGAAGGGUGCGCCGCCCGAGCUGAAUAACAUACAGGAUAUAUUACAGCAUUUGCGUUUGAGUGAGGCACCCAAUAAGCUGCCACCACCGCCGCUACCACAACUACUGAUGAUGCCUACAGGACUACAUAUUGCAGGCAGUAUUAAAAAUUUUAAGACUAGUGGAUUGGGGAACUUUUUUCGUGGCAAACGUCACAAGAAACAAUUGCAGCUCAGCAUUCCAUUGUCAAUGCCCAUGCACAUGCCCGUGGCCAUGCCAAUGCAGCUCUUCGGACCACCACACCAACCUGGUGGAUACUUUAAUGGUCUACCACUACCUCAUCAGCGUGUAGCCAUCGAUCAGUUGUAUCCAUUCAAGCCGCGCUCUCCUCACGACAUCAAUUUGUUGGCCCUACAGCAGCAACAGUUGCCGCCAUCAAGUAAGGGCGCCAAAAAGAAGAAAAAGAAACAAUCGAAGUUACAGCAGCAAUAUCCACAAUAUGCCCCCGAUGGUAGUCAGCAACAUUUUGUUACAGAUUCCUACGGCAUUGCAAAUAUUCCGUCUCUUCUUUCGCUUAAUGCCACACACCAACCCCAUCUAAAACGUGUUCCCUUCAAAGUGAAUCUUGAUAUUUAUCCUGUUCUGCCCCCUACAAAGGAAUUCAAACCCACCAUGAAGGACGAGAUGCGGCACUUGCCACCUUCUCGACCCGUCUCUGUGCUGCGGCAUCCUUUUCAAGCAGACUUCAUGGCCCCACAUGCGCCAUCGGCUGCCCCUUUGGUAGCCGCAUCAGCCGCACAUGGACAUCAGGGAGGUGGAAUCUAUCAGACACCUUUUAAGUUUCCUACACCAGCAUCUAGUCUGAUGCCAGUGCGAUUUCCGGAUCAGGCUACACGCUACACUCAACACCACAUGUACUAUCAGCCUCAAAAAUAUCCUCCGCAGCAGACAUUCGUGCCCGAGGACUGUGUCUAUGCCCAUCCGAGCAGUAAUGGCGGGCAACAGGGUCCGGACACCCAGUCCAAUCAGAUCAUGCUGCACUUGAACGUUUUCCCCAAACAAAAGCCCACGGCCACUGUGAGAGCCUCAACCAAUCCAUUCUACAGCAAUAAUAAUAUGCAGCGACUCACCAGCAAUGCGAAUACGAAUGAGUUGCCCGCACCGCCCAGUCCCAUAGAGCCGCGCCAGGUUUCAGUUUCCACGAGCACUGCAGCGCUACAGCAACCACAGCAGCAGCAGCACAUACAAAUGAAUCAAACGCAGCAACAAGCGAAUCAUACCAUCUCUCGUAGUGACAAUUUUGAACCAUUGCCACUUCUCGAUUUUGAACAUCCGAUUGUGGCCGCUGAUUUGCCACCGGAAUUGCCACAACCAGCCGCACUAACGGGCAACCAUUUGGAGUUGUUGCCCUCGACGACAGAAAGACGUAAUACUUUCCGCCACAACAGCAAUGCGCACAUUGAUCAGCUGGCGGUGGAGGCGCAAACCGCUUCGCUAUUUCGAUUUCCCGUCGAAGAUCUGAUACAAUUUCAGGUUGAUGAUGCGCUUUAA
Molecule: messenger RNA, 2334 nt
Organism: Scaptodrosophila lebanonensis
Lineage: Eukaryota; Metazoa; Arthropoda; Insecta; Diptera; Drosophilidae
Exons: 3
Coding region: 1-2334 (777 amino acids)
Source: RefSeq, a predicted model, not a curated record